This is a messenger RNA of Tympanuchus pallidicinctus (lesser prairie-chicken), 1746 nucleotides long. RefSeq names its product natural killer cell receptor 2B4-like. Gene Ontology annotation, molecular function: MHC class I protein binding. Gene Ontology annotation, biological process: natural killer cell activation involved in immune response. Lineage: Eukaryota; Metazoa; Chordata; Aves; Galliformes; Phasianidae. The record is from RefSeq and is a predicted model, not a curated record. Bases 131 to 1330 code for a protein of 399 amino acids. The transcript has 7 exons. Gene Ontology annotation, cellular component: external side of plasma membrane.
GGAUGUUGGACGGGCGGCUGCAAUAUGUGUCCAGAGUGCAGGGUGUGGACAGACGCAGCACUGCAGGAGAUGGGAGCAUGCAGGGACCCAUCCCUGCUCCAUCUGCACCAAGAAGUGCUGCCCAGAGAGGAUGAAGCAGCAGCACACGGGGUGCAGAAUAGGGCUCCCCAUCCCAGACUGUCUCUCUGCAUGGGGACACUGUGCUCACCUCAUGCCUUCCACAGGAGCUGAAGGAUGCAGGGACACAGCAGUGCUCACCGGUACGGAUCUGCAGCUGCUGCUGGAGGAGCCACUGCCACGGGAGUGGAUAGCUGUUAUUUGGAAAGUGGAGCUGGGGGCAGAACCCCGGCAGCGCAUCCUGACGGUUCAGAAGGAUAAAGUUGAAUAUUCAAACAGUUCUCUUUCUCGGAGAGCCAUCUUCCACCGGGAGCCCCUCUCCCUGCAGAUCACUGUUGUCACCCAAGCAGACAACGGCAACUAUUCUGCAGAGAUCGAAAAGUCAAAUGGGUCUGUUUUGACCAAGUGCUUCCACGUGUCAGUGUGGGGUGAGUGCCUGGACCUCCUGCCCUCCUCCCUCCCCAUCCCCUCUAACCUCUCUGUCCCUGCAGAGCCUGUGGGCAGCCCACACCUGGAGACACGCGUGCUGCAGCAGGAGCAGGGACGGUGCAGCUUCCAGCUGUCCUGCACUGUGCCUGAGGCCACCGCCGUGUCCUACAGCUGGUUCCGUGACUGGGAGCCACUGGGCAACCAGAGCGUGCUGGAAGUGCCCAAAGAUGUGCAGCCUGGGCUCUAUGUCUGCAAUGUGAGCAACCCGGCCAGCUGGAGCACGGCCAGCAUCGACACGGCCACAGCCUGCAGCCAGACAGGGCUGUUUGGUGCCAUCCCGUGGUGGGCAGUGACCGUGUUGCUGGUGCUGGCUGUCUGCAUUGCUGGCUCCACUACCUACUGGUGCUGGAGGAGGAGGAGGAAGGACCACCCUGCAGCUCCGACCCCUUCAGCUCCCCCAGAACACACAGAGCCAUCGCUGACUGUCUAUGAGGAGGUGGGCAAACUCCAAACUGGUCAAGAGCCUAAUGGGAACAGUGAGGCUCACAUGGUGGGAAACACCGUCUACGCUGUGGUCAACCCCAAAGGACAGAGGCCCAGAAGCCCUCAAAAACCCGAAAGCUGCACCAUUUACUCCACUGUUCAGCACAGCAUGAAGUCCCCCUCCUUCAAGAGGAAGAAGUUGGACCGAGCUUUGGUUUCCACUGCCUACAUGGAGGUAACGGGCACAGGGCAGCGGACAGACGAGCCCUGCACAUCUCCUCUCCAAAUACCACGCUCUUGAGCUUCUUGGUGCUGGAAUUUGGGUGACUUUCUGGGUGACGGCACCUUUGAGACAUUACCCCUCCUCUCAGAGCUCAUCCACAUCUCCCACGGACCUCCAAAACUCCUGAGCCCUGCAGGCACUUGGAUUCCCCCCCCUUCUGCAGCUCGGGGACUCAUUGGGGAUGGGAAACAUCUGGACUUGGGUUUUGCUAACACCACAACCACCCCCUAUCCUGACUGCUGCUGAGGGUUCAGCCCUGCACCCAACGGUCCUUCCUUCCUCCGACGCCCUCCGACGGCACGAGAGGCUCCGGGAAGAGGGGAGGGGGGAGAGAAAGGGGACUCUGGCUUCAAAAAAUCGCACCAAAGGCGAGAUCAAGGCUUUUAUUUGGGAUUAAAAUUAAACGUGUCUCUUUGAUGGGAGCUCACUCCCGA